Molecule: messenger RNA, 687 nt
Organism: Pyrenophora tritici-repentis Pt-1C-BFP
Lineage: Eukaryota; Fungi; Ascomycota; Dothideomycetes; Pleosporales; Pleosporaceae
Product: Cutinase multi-domain protein
Molecular function (GO): hydrolase activity
Source: RefSeq, a predicted model, not a curated record
AUGAAGAUCGCAGCAGCCACCGCUCUUUUUGCAGGCCUCGCCGCCGCUAGUCCAGUUGAACUCACUGAGCGCCAGAGCUGCCCCAAGGUCUACAUUUUCGCAGCUCGCGAGACCACCGUGCCUCAAAGCAACGGCUACGGAACUACAGCAAACCUCGUAAACUCCGUCAAGUCUGCCUAUUCUGGUGCGGGCUCAGAGGCGAUUGUAUACCCCGCUUGUGGUGGAGGAUCAGCCUGUGGAGGCAUCAGCUACGACAACUCUGCUUCCCAGGGAACUGCAGCCGUUGUCAAGGCUGUUACCGCCUACAACCAGAAGUGCCCCAGCACACAGAUUGUUCUCAUCGGUUACUCUCAGGGAGGCCAAAUCAUGGAUAAUGCCCUCUGCGGUGGUGCAGGCUCAACCCUUACCGGUAAUGCCCUUGCUGCCGUUAAGGCGGCAAUCUUCAUGGGCGACCCUCACAACCGUAAUGGACUACCCUACAACGUCGGCACAUGCAAGGCCCAAGGCUUUGCCGCCCGUCCCAACGGCUUCACAUGCUCACCAGCCAACACCAGCAUCAUCCAGAGUUACUGCGACUCUCAGGACCCGUAUUGCUGCAACGGAAAUGACGCCAACCAUCACCAGCAGUACGUCAUCAUCUACGGUAACCAGGCUCUCAGUUUCAUCAAGAGCAAGGUCACUGCUUAG